GGAACCACGACGGAAAAGUGAAGUUCCGCGGAAUGUUUUGACAGAAGAUAAACAAAGACUGAAUGGAUGAGUUUGGCAUGACAGAAGAGGAGGAGCUGUUGAUUGACAGUCUUUUCUACAAGUGUGAUAGCCACAAUGAAGGUCUGGUUGGGGUAAGCGCUGUCAUACAGUAUCUGAAGUCCUGCCAGAAUCAGUGUAACGAUGAGCCUGGCUUGCUUUCACUGGCUCAGGAGCUGGAGACUGUAGGCAUGAAUGGGAAGGUUUCCCUGGCUUCUUACCGAUCUGUUCUCAAGCGCUGGAUUCGUGAUGUCAAAGGAAGACGAGACAGUACCAGCUUCCUGGAUCCUGAUGGCGCUUUGCAACAGCAGAUUGACAUGGACAAUGUCUCCAACAACAAUGCUGAGCUAUCAAGCUACAUAGAAACAUCUGCUGUUGGUGAAAGCCAGGGAUCUGCCUGUGACUGUGAGGUGGGCGAGCUGCUGCAAGAACUAGGGGACCUGCGGUUCCAAAACCGGCGCCUGCAGGAGGAGAACACCAAGUUUCAGAAGCAGAUGGACUCACAGGAUGAACUUCUCGCUCUCAGACUAAAGGAGGAUGAGGCCCUUAGAAAAAGGUUCAAAAGUGUGCAGGAGAGCCUAGACCUGCGGCACAGUGUGAUUGAGGAGAAUGAGGAGCUAAAGUCACGCUUGCUGGCCCUGCAAGAGGAGAUUAGUUUGCGGGACAGCCGCAUCCAGGGCCUUGAGAAGGACAUAUCCAGUCUUGAGAGCCAGGCCAGCGCCUUCGAGGCAAAGUGGCAGAAAGUGACAGCUGACCUUGAGGCUGCAGAAAUGGAACUUCAACUAAAAGAGAACACAUGUCUGCAACAACAGCACAAGCUACUUGAUGAACAGGAACUGAAGUCCUCUCAUGCAGACCUUCUCAAUGAGAAACUGCAGGCGCUGAAUGCGCUACAACAAAAAUGCAACCAACUUAUGGAACAAAAUGAGAAACUCCAAUAUGAGAAGGAAGAUGUACAGGGGACUCUAGCAGAGUUAAAUGGGAAGUUUAUUAGACUUCAGAGCCAGACUGAGCAGUUUGGUAUCUGUAGUGGUUCCCUGCUUGAUGAGCCAGAGGUUGUUGAUGCAGGUAGUAGACUACUGCCCAGGAUACCCUUUAGCACCCCUUUGCACAGGCACUCCAUCUGCAUGGAACUCAAGGACAAACUGGGGGAGGACAAGCACCUUCCCUCACCGCUGUGUGAGAAGCAGGAGGUGACACGCAACCCUCGGGAGGUCACACACAACCCUCUGGAAGUUCCCCUGUGCUCAGUCCUGCUGCCACCCUACAUGUCUGCAUGGAAUGUGGACAGCUUUGGAUCAUCUUUAAAUGAUUAUUCACUUGAACUUAAUCGCAGGAGCCUUAGUCCUGAGCCAAAAGAUUUGUAUCUAGAGUCGGGCUUUAAUUACCUCAAAGACAUGGAAAAUGAUGCUCUACAGAGAGAGGUCAUUAAGCUGUACAGACUGAAUGUUGACUUAGCUGAGAAGUGCCAUAAAGCUGAAUUGAAAGAGGCAGAACUUCUUGAACAGUUGAAAGAUGUACAAUCAAGAUACAAGGAGGAGGAAACGAGGAACCAAGAAUAUUUUCAGAAAAUUGGAGAGGAGCAUGCAGGUGACUUGCUGCAGGGUCAGCUGAGGGACCUCUGGAGACUGGUACACCACCCAGAGGAGGAUCACUCCUCACAGAGCAGCAACACAUCAUUGCCAGUGUCAACAGAUGCUCUGAAGCAUCAAAUAUUCUUUGAAAUCUCCGCACUGAGAGAGAAAUUGAUCACAAGAGAUGCUGCCUGGCAAUCAUUGAGCCAUCAGUUGUGGAGGACUGCCAGAAAGGGGAGAUCAUCCAGCUCUACUCUGGUUGAUGCCCUAAAUAUUGAUCAUGUAAGAAUUACCCGUAAACCCCCUUUUACCACAAAACCUGACAGGACACACCAGCUUCACAAAUCAUUGCCAUUGUGUAGAAAAUCUGAUCCUGUGAGCUCUGGUUGCUCAGAAAGUCAUCAAUAUGAAUGGUGCUAUGAGGAUAUAGAUGAAGGGGACAUUACAACUGAAGACAUGUACUGCAGAAGGUUUGAUGUUCCACGUAGGUUUAAAGGUGAUGGGAACGGCGACAACAAUAAUUCAGUUAACAAAAUCGAUAAAAGGCCAUUUGAAGGUGCAAGUGGAAGAACAGAUGUGAGUAGUGCUGAUAUAAAAGAACCAGAGCAACUUAGAAAAAGUGAAACUAACCAAUUGGACUCACCUCAGACAGUUUUGAGGAGACAAAGUUAUAGCAAUGCUGUAUUGAAUAAGGAACAUAAUGAAAUUGACCAGGAUGAAGAUCAGUCAUCUAAAUGUAGCAAAAAUGACAAAUCCCUGAUACCUGUCGACUCAACUUCAGAUGCAAGCAGUGCUGAUACAACAAAAACUGUAGACUUCUGUUCAUUACCUCAUCGAGGCCGCAGUGGCAGCUUUAAAGCAGCCAUUGAACAAGGACCAGUAACCUCUAUUGGUUUGAACAAUGCUUGCUCAGUGUUAGGAGACUCUCAAAUGACUCCAGAUUUUGAGAGCAAUGAUUCUUUGUCAAUAUCCUCUGCACCAAAAUACUCCAGUACCCCAUUACCAUCUUUCUUGAAAUCUUAUCCUUGUGUUGAAAAAACUGUCAAAGAACUUAAACCAGAGAAUGUGGAAUGUUCAAUAGACACGAAUGUUCUUGCAACAGAUUUGUUCAAGAUCGGCAGUAUCAGUCUAAGCAGGCUUUCCCAAGGCACCAGCAACAAUCUGUCAGUUCUGCCAGAAGAAGAUGGUUCCAGUAACAGACCCAUGCCAUCUCAAGACAUAAGCUAUGCUGGCUGUUCUGUGGAUGUUUGGAGUAUCACACCUAGUGACCUUGAGAGCAGAGGCAGCUGUACUGGGAGCUCCACCCGUGACUCUGGUCACUCUAGCACCAUUGAGAGCUUUGACAGGGACAAUAAUAAAGACUUUGCUGAUGGGUCAGCUGAUGACAUACAGGGAGAUUUAAAGAGCUCAUUACAUGCAGUUGAAAGAGUGCCCGAAGUGUGUGUAGUUCACCAAUCUGCAUUAGUCCAGCACAAGCAGCCAUCACCAAUCUAUGUGGGUGAUAGUGUUGUGGCUGACGAGGAGUCUGUUGACUGUACUGAUGGUAGCUGCAACUCAACUUCAAGCAUUGUGCAGAGAGACAAAGACACCUGCAGCCAGGACCAACAGCACCAGGUUCCAGAGAAGAACAAACAGGUCCAGCAAUCUGCAGGCAAUCUCAACAAUGGAAAUGUGGGUUCUUCAAGAUCUCCACAACUGUUGUUGUGCAGUGAAGAUGUUGACCAGAGCAAGGAGAUGCAAGACCCUGUCUGCUUCAGGUCAGCCUCCAUGCUGUCUAAGAUUAGAGAGUCUCACCUUGCAAAGCGUCGGGAAAUCACAAGGCAGACCCAAAUGCCUCAGUUGUCUGAGUUAGCAGAGAAAGAUGUGAGCGAGAAAAAUGAUGAACUCAUGGAAACAAGACAAUAUUUUUUAGUCAAGGAUGAAGCUGUGAGACCAGACGAGCCGUCCACUGAGCGCAUCAUCAUGCCUAGCAUCCCAGACGAGUACCUGCUGCGUCUGGGGCUUGUACCAGACAGCAUAAGUUGUGAGGAGCUUUCUGACCAGGAGGUGGAGGUAAGGCUGUGUUGUUAUGACAAAUACAAUAUAUAA
Molecule: messenger RNA, 3719 nt
Organism: Dreissena polymorpha
Lineage: Eukaryota; Metazoa; Mollusca; Bivalvia; Myida; Dreissenidae
Exons: 29
Coding region: 63-3719 (1218 amino acids)
Biological process (GO): telomere localization; actin filament organization; chromosome localization to nuclear envelope involved in homologous chromosome segregation
Cellular component (GO): chromosome, telomeric region; meiotic nuclear membrane microtubule tethering complex; lateral element
Molecular function (GO): dynein complex binding
Source: RefSeq, a predicted model, not a curated record